AUUGUCAUUGGACGUAGGCUAAGACGGAAGCCCAAAUAUGGAGUGCUGGUGUAUUAGUGGGAAUACAGCACUGUGGAUACCAGGAAUUGAACAUCUGUCUGAAAACAUGACGACGAGUCUGGAUAACCAGUGUCAAUUCAGUUCUGUGGGUUGUUGUGGUGGGCUCUACUCUCGACGCCCAAUUUCAGGCGUAUAGGUGCACCCAAAAACAGGCAGACCCCAACACCAUCGCCUAGCCUAUACAUGAAUGAAAGUAAGCGAAAUUAGUGCAUAGAAUGAUGACAUGGGCUAUAUGCGUUUCGGUGAUAUCGUUCUAUGUUUAGGAUAUUUUCUUUUUUUGAUAACACAUUGAUAUCUAGCCUAAGCAUCGGGUUUGUCCGCGGUUACAGUAGCCAUGGCUAUGCCAUUUUCUCAAUAAAAUGGGCUACUGUAUCUAGCUAGACGACCGUUUCUCCAAUAGCUUGUACUAUCAUCACAACGACGUUUAUAGCCUCCCGAAAUCAUACAGUCGACCUUUGUGGAUGCAGAUAAAAUGGUGAUAUCGAGCGAAUAGAGCAUCAGCCACAGCCUACACGACAAGCGUCGGGUUCGGUUUAAGGCUCCCAAUGCUGAACAUGUCCACUCCCACUGACCUCAAGUCUCCUUGCGUAACGCGGAACGGCAUGGUCAAGCUGCCCCCCCAGCCCAAUGGCCUAGGCUCUGCCAGUAUCACCAAAGGGACCCCCGCUGCCAAGAACCGCCUGUGCCAGUCCUCCUCAGUACCCACCAUCCUGCCUCCACCCAGCCUGCCCUACCACCUGGAGCCCCUGCCCACGGCAGCCUCGCUGCUGGGACCAGACCUGGACACUAGCCCCCUAACGGCCAUGAAGCCCCCGUUGCGGCAGUUCCCCAAGCCCCUGAUGGAGCGGCAGCUGGUGCUGGACGAGAAGGUGCUCAACCGGCUACUGUGGUACUUCACCACGGCCGAGAAGUGCAUCUUGGCCCAGGUGUGCAAGACGUGGCGGAAAGUGCUCUACCAGCCUAAGUUCUGGGAAGGUGUGACGCCCAUCCUGCACGCCAAGGAACUGUACACACUCCUGCCCAACGGGGAGAAGGAGUUUGUCAGCUUGCAGGCAUUUGCGCUGCGGGGUUUCCAGUCCUUUUGUUUGGUGGGGGUCUCCGACUUGGACAUUUGUGAGUUCAUCGACAACUAUCCCCUGUCGAAGAAAGGUGUUAAGUCUGUCAGCCUGAAGAGGUCAACCAUCACGGACGCAGGACUCGAGGUGAUGUUAGAACAGAUGCAAGGCCUGAUGCACCUGGAGCUGUCGGGCUGUAAUGACUUCACUGAGGCGGGCCUGUGGUCGAGCCUGAACGCGCGGCUCACCUCGCUCAGUGUCAGCGACUGCAUCAAUGUGGCGGACGAUGCCAUCGCCGCCAUCUCUCAGCUGCUGCCCAACCUGUCCGAGUUGAGCCUGCAGGCCUACCACGUCACCGACACGGCCAUGGCCUACUUCACCGCCAAGCAGGGCUACACCACCCACACACUGCGACUGCACUCCUGCUGGGAGAUCACCAACCACGGCGUAGUCAACAUGGUGCACAGCCUGCCAAAUCUGACCGCACUGAGCCUGUCCGGCUGCUCCAAGAUCACGGACGAUGGUGUGGAGCUGGUGGCCGAGAACCUGCGCAAGCUGCGCAGCUUGGACCUGAGCUGGUGUCCGCGCAUCACCGACAUGGCGCUCGAGUACAUCGCCUGCGACCUGCACAAGCUGGAGGAGCUCGUGCUGGACCGGUGUGUGCGGAUCACUGACACUGGAUUAGGCUACUUGUCCACCAUGUCUUCUCUUCGAAGCCUUUACCUGCGUUGGUGCUGUCAGGUUCAGGAUUUUGGCUUACAGCAUCUCUUUGGUAUGAGAAGCCUGAGGCUGCUCUCUCUAGCCGGCUGCCCCCUGCUGACCACUAAUGGCCUCUCAGGUCUGAUCCAGCUGCAGGACCUGGAGGAGCUGGAGCUGACCAACUGUCCGGGGGCCACGGCCGAGCUCUUCAAGUACUACUCCCAGCACCUGCCCCGCUGCAUGGUCAUCGAGUAGCCACCGGGGGGCGCCGGAGUGCCGGAGAGGCAGCACACCACCAUAUCACCAAACUCCUUCUCCUUCAGUUUGAAAGAAAAUUUAAAAAACGACAAGACGACUUAAACUGAACUUCAUCCAGGACCCUAGGGGGCAGUGAGAAAAAAAAAAGGGAAUGCGAAAACAAGCGAGGGUCUUGCGUUGACUGAUGGAAGCGUGCACAGAGAAAUGACGGGACAGAGAUGCAGACAAGACAAGACGAGACAAGGAGUGGGGAAAAAGCAAUGGCCUCAACAGACAUGCGCAAAAGGGAUGCUGUGUGUAUAGAACAUGUGACAAUUCGUUCCUGAGUCUAGAUUUUCAUUUCGACCACUGGAUAGACACGCAGGCGUUACAUGCUCACACAGGCAUUAUACACUCAAACACAUUAACGUCAGCUGAAAUAACACGAAAUGCCAACAACAAUAAUACACACAUGUGAACUCCAUGGAACUCUUGAGUCCUAACUUUGGUGUUCCACCAUCUGAUGUUUUUUUUCCCUUUUUCUCUUGAAGCCAGCAGGUACUACAUGAUCUGCUUAUGCUAUCUUUCAUAAUUCCAUGAGAGAAAGAGUGAAUGACGAAGAAGGAGAAGAGAGUUGUAGAAGAGAGAGAAAGAGUGUGUGAGAGGAAUCGAUUGCUCUCAAUUCAUGUGCCCCUUUCACCUGGACACCUCCUUUCCAUUUUUGUGUCUUACCAGAAAAACAAAAAAAACAACAACUUCAAAACUUAAAAAAUAAGAACUUCAGACAAAAGGAACCGCUAUGUAGAUUUUCUGCGUCAGAGCUGCACGCUUACACCGCUUCUUGUCAUGCAAACCUUUUUUGCUGUUACUCUCUUUUUUAAAUAUUAUUUUUUUAAGUAUUAUUUUUUGAUGCUGAUAUUUGAAAUUAAGAAAAAUGAUGAAGAUGAUGUUGGAACUGUGUUUGAAGAUUACUGUGAAACCUUUCACCGUUAAGGGUUUGGACUAGAGAGAGAUAUCACGCCCCUGAGGUACAAUGAUGGUUUCAAGCAGAGUGGACACUACCGUGCUUCGGUGACAACCCAGCAGCAUUGCGACGACUGUCUGCAAGCACCGCUCGCGUCCUGAGGACCUGUUAGCCUGAAUAAACAAAACACAUUUUUAGUGCAGAUGUACCUAGAACAGCCCCACAAAACUGUGCGGCUUGGGUGGAUUUUUUUUUCCCGAUUUUGCGAGGGUUCAAAAGGGACUGUGCUGUACAUACACUAGAUAUUAUGUUGAGCUUGGCCUUUUAAUGACACACAAAAAAAAUUAGUUUUCAUUCCAGUUUUGUUUCGGUGUCAAUUUAAUUAGUGGCUUGUGUGCAGGUCUCAAUAUUUCAAAUGGAAAUGAAAGUGCAGAACUGUGUCGUAGCUUUACUUUUCUUUGGUGUCGGGCUGCUGCUACUGGUCCACCACAAAGUCAGACCGAGCGGUCAGCCUGAGAGAGUAUUGUCUAGAGAUCAGGAUGAAACACAUUGAGCUGUGUGUAGCAGCAUCCCACUCCGAAACAUCUUCACCACAGCUUUUGACAUCAGUAUAGACACACACUAGGACACACACACACACACACACACACACACACACACAAAAAAAUGACAAAGAAAUAAAAAAAAUUAUCAAUUUACUUUAACCCAAGACAAUUAGAUAUGUUUGCAUUUGUAAUUGUAUUGGCAUGUGUAAGAAUUAGCUGGUCUUAUUUAACAUCAUGUGGUGUAGGACGUGAAUGUGAACCAGAGUGCAGACAGCUCCGUCAGGCUUACCUGAUCUCCUCAUUCUUAGCCCUGGAUCAAACCAAACGCAAAUUUCCCUUACUACUGAGCAUGCUCCCCCAAGAUGAUGUUUAUCAUCUCUCUGUGCACUCCUUUCGGGCAUUCGGGGAUCCAGAGGUGGGAUCCAGAAGUCCACAUGCCCAAUCCGCCUCCCACUUCUCCGUUCAAAAUUAAGCGUAGUUUACGGUUGUCCCGCCACGUCACCCUGUGCCGUUAUGGUCCCAGUGGUGGAUACAGAGGCGGUGUUGGACCUGGAGAGCUCCGCUGUUUUCAACCGAGCAUUAGUGUGUACAGUACAGGCCCUACGCCUGAGCAGCAGACGACCCUUGAAAUACUACAGUGCAUCUUACGACAGACACUCCACAUCCAGUCACCCUCCCAAGGGGCAGCCCUCCCCCCAAGAGUCUUCAGAGUGAAUGUUGUUUACACGUGGCCCUAGGAGCUGUAUCCCCAGGAGUAUGCUACCUUCUACCGGCUCCCAAUUUGACAAAAACUCGCCUGUAGCCGCAGAGAGCAAAUAUUAUUUUAAUCUGUCCUCGACUAGGGCUAUAAGAUCCCACCUAGCACUUGUAUAAAUAACAUUGUUGACUGAACAUGAUUCUCUGAAGUGUUUGAAUGGUCAGCCUCUUGCUGCUUUAUAUUCUGUCGUAUGCUCAGGCAUUGAGACAUGCGAUACUCUGAAGGCUUGUCGGUGUGUGGGAGAGUGCCAUGACCCAGGGUUUUUUAUGCCAUUUCAAAACCCACUCCCACACUUCACUCCACUGCUCCAUAGCCUACAACUGCAAGGUACACAUUUUCUUGGUGCACAUGUGUCAUUUGAAGACUUUAUUUAUUGAUGGGCUGAGUGAAUCGCACUCUCAUUUUUGAACUUGUUUGCUUAGAGAACUGCGUGGGGCAGUUUGAUUGGGUUGAACUUGUGUGUCUGUGUGCGUGCGUGUAUGUGUGUGUGUGUGUGUGUGUGAGAGUAUUUAUUUAUUUAUUGAAAAACCUAAAGCAGACUGCAGAGGAGUGUUGAAAGUUUGACCUCCACUCCGUUUGGUGCGCUGAGCUACGUUAGAGCCUUUGUCAGGAUCCGAUGAUCAGGUUCAGACAGGACAGAGCAGGGAAUGUCCAGCCGAUCCCCGCGAUUGGCUGGUAUAGUUGUGCGUGUAUCUUUUGUGUUUUGUGUUUGUUUGUUUGUUUUCGCUUUGCCAUCCCGUCAGUUGGUUGGAGCCAUUUUUUUUUUAUAACGAUUUUUUGCCGAGCUCGUGCUGUUUGUUUUUGUGGCCCAUGGUUCUGGUAGGCCCUUUGCUGAUGGCCCGUCCAUGGAGAAGAAUGAGGCCAGCGUGCGAGUCACUCCCACUGGCCCAUAACUGACCCCAUGUUUUCAUGACUCUGCCGUUGUUCUUUUGCCCAUCCAUGCCCUUUUUCGCCUUUUUCUUUUGGAUCGUUCUAGAGUAAACCAGUAAGCAUGUUUUACAGGUUGCUAUUCUAAAUUGAUGUUUACCUCUAUCAUUCUUUCUCUCUCUUUCUGUUUUUAUAUGUUGCAAUCCAUUGUCUGGAUACAGCUAGUUGAUGAUGGGAAGUUAAGGUCAUCAUGGUGCUACUAGCAGACCCCCCCUGGGUUCUACAUCACAUGCUGAGAGCCGUUGCUGUGCCAUACCAAGACGUUCGGUGGGCUUGACCUCUAUGACCUUGUGUGCUGUCGCAGCCAAGCUGAGACUCGUUAAACAGAGAAACAUGUUGCAGUAUUUGCAAUUACUGAGUCUCAUUUUGCUUUUUUUUUUAAAACUUUAUUGGAAAAAAAGGGAAACAGGCUUGGCUUAUGAAGCGCAGUUUAACCUGAAACACAUGCAGUCCUGGAGUCCAUUUCUCUCCCUUUUAUUCAGUACAUGACAAAGUUUUUUAAAAAGCAGAGAAACUAUACAUGCUGUAUGAAUUAUGUGUCACUGAGACCAUGCAUAGUAUUUGAGGUUAACAUAACAAAUAACUAUAUACACCUUUUGAAAUGUAUUGUUUGUGUAUAAAAAAAUAUAGAAUUUUCACUGGGAACCAAUAACUGUUCCUGCUUUGUGGGGAAUGUGUGUGAACCUUCACCAGUGUGGCAGAACAUAAAAUAAAUAAAUAAAUAAAUAAAUAAUCAUUUGUAAGGGUCCUCAAAGUACGUCAGAAGCGAUUCCCCUGGACGUUGAGCCCAGGGAUAAGGUGUGCAUACAUGUACUGUAACCCAGAAGUCAGGGAUGGGGAGAUCUCCCCGUCAUAUCUGGCUGUAUUCCUGCAUGAGUUGAUCAGUUUCCUUGUCACUGGAAAUGCAGCAGAACAGAGUUACGAAGUGAAUGCAAAACAAAGCAAACAAAAAAAUAAUCAAAGAGUGGCUGUCUUAAAAGGGAUGAGAAGAUAUGCAAGAGGUUACUAGUUUGUCUUAUAAACAGAGUUACGUAUUGAUGAUGACAAGAGAUGCCUUCUACAGAGGCUCCAAUGCUGACAAAUGACUGGUUUUCAUCAAUGCAAGUUGGCAUCAGUGAUUUUUCCAUAUGAGGAUGGCUUCAGGUCUUUGUGUGUUUCUAUGCGAGCAUGGGGACAUGCUAUAUCAGUUUUCCCUCCUCUACUACAGGAAGUGGGUCUAGCGGGGGACCAUUUGGGAGCCAUUUGAUUCUGCAGACAUCUGCCCUCAGUGGCUUUCCGAUGACAAAUCUGUUUGUGUGGCCCUAAAGUGAUGGUGGCUUUUGCAGAACUAAUUCACAGACAGGUCUUCAGAAUGAUCGAGGAUUUUUACAGACUAAGUUCACAUAAAAAAUGGAUUUCUCAUUUUAAAGCCACUCCCACACCACAGCAAACCACUCCACCCCACCCCUCCCCGAACCCCUCACCACCACCGUCACCGCAGUGAGCAACACAGCCAGCUGUCUGGUAAUGAAACUCUUUAUGAGAUUACCACAUCCACUCCAUUCGCCAUCUCCAUCCACUUCUCCACCAAAGCCAUCGAGAGCUCAGACCUGCAGGGCCUCUCAGCUGCCCGAAGGCUGUUCUGGAAUCAGCCCUCGUAAGACAACCCCCCCCCCCACCCCACCCCACCCCACCCCCCUGAGUCAUUUCCAAAGAUGGGACUCACUAUAAGAGAGCGGUUUCACCCUGUGAGAGGAACAUUAGUGUAUUUUUGUCAUGGAUGACUAAAAUUCUUUUUUUUUAAACAACCCGGGUAUGUAAUUAUACACUUGAUACUAAAUCAUAUUAAUAGCGCUUUAACCUUUCACAGACGGGUCAGUUUGGGAGUUGUUGUCAUGGAAACGCAUAGCUAGGAAUGCCUGGUUGAGUGACUGUGGUUUGACAGGCUAAUAACUUAAGAAAUUGUGUCUCUGCAUAAUGCUUACCAUCUCUCAACUGUUAUCGUUUUUAUUUGAAUGAUUCUUUUGAAAAUGUUUUUGGAUUUCACAGUUGUGACAUACCAGUCAUGACUUUGGGCUGUUUUUACUUUUGGAUUUUUUGUUUUUAUUUGCUGUAAAUAAUUCUGUGGUGAUUCAUUUUGACAGAGGGAUAUAACAGAGGACUUUCUAUUUGCUCCAUCCCAUGGCUGCAGUGCCUUGUCAGACGAGCGUUGUUGUUUUGAAAUGGUUCGGUUCCAGUCUGCACUGUUUUAGUAAAAGUUGUACAAAAGUAUGAA
This is a messenger RNA of Alosa alosa (allis shad), 7498 nucleotides long. RefSeq names its product F-box and leucine-rich repeat protein 16 (gene fbxl16). The record is from RefSeq and is a predicted model, not a curated record. NCBI's taxonomy places the organism in Eukaryota, Metazoa, Chordata, Actinopteri, Clupeiformes, Clupeidae. Gene Ontology annotation, biological process: SCF-dependent proteasomal ubiquitin-dependent protein catabolic process. Gene Ontology annotation, cellular component: SCF ubiquitin ligase complex. The coding region runs from base 606 to 2069 and encodes 487 amino acids. The transcript has 7 exons. Gene Ontology annotation, molecular function: protein binding.